This is a messenger RNA of Rana temporaria (common frog), 2124 nucleotides long. It is a transcript of the gene EDAR, whose product is annotated as ectodysplasin A receptor. The transcript has 12 exons. Gene Ontology annotation, biological process: positive regulation of canonical NF-kappaB signal transduction; positive regulation of JNK cascade. The record is from RefSeq and is a predicted model, not a curated record. Gene Ontology annotation, molecular function: signaling receptor activity. The coding region runs from base 382 to 1737 and encodes 451 amino acids. Gene Ontology annotation, cellular component: plasma membrane. NCBI's taxonomy places the organism in Eukaryota, Metazoa, Chordata, Amphibia, Anura, Ranidae.
UUCUUCUUUCUUAAAGGAAGCCUAGAUGAAUGAAGAGAAGACAGGUAAGCCUCUAGGUGGUGUCAGAGAGUUUACAUGUAUACAUUAAAAAGGGGAAGAAGAAGAAGAAAAAAAAAACUCUGCUCUCUCCAGGCUAAGUUUAAUCACUUUUUGCAAAGCAUGUGUACUGCUCGGAGAGAGACGUAGCGACCCCACUUAGGUCUGCAACAUUACCUGGAAAUAAUAGGGACCUUAAAGGACUGGUCACAGCUUGGCAACAGAUGAGAACUUGGUCACAAAGACAGAGCCAGCCUGGUAGCAGAAAGAAGCUCCUAUGAAAACACUGGAGGGUCAGAAUUUAUACUUUCAUUGUCAUCUGGUGGGAGACACAGUAGGAAGAAUAUGAACAAACAAAGUGAUAGCAAAUGGACCCACAUAUUCCCCUUUUUAAUGGUGUCUUUGGUGUAUUCAGCUCUAGCAGAGUAUUCUAAUUGUGGUGAAAAUGAAUAUUAUAAUCAGACAACUGGUUUGUGCCAUAGCUGUCCAGAGUGCGAGCCAGGGGAAGAGCCAAACAACUCCUGUGGAUAUGGCACCAAAGAUGAGGACUAUGGUUGCAUGCCUUGUUUUCCCGGCAAGUAUUCUAAAGGUGGCUACCAAAUAUGCAGAAGACAUAAGGACUGCGAGGGAUUUUUCCGGGCUACUAUUUUAACUCCUGGAGAUUCCAAGAAUGAUGCAGAAUGCGGUGCUUGCCUUCCAGGGUACUAUAUGCUGGAGAGCCGUCCUAAAAGCAUGUAUGGCAUGGUUUGUCACUCUUGCUCACUGGCACCUCCAAAUAUCAAGGAAUGCAUUGGAACAGCGCAUUAUCCUCCCGGUGGUUCAGCAAAAACAUUGGGCACCAGCCCUACUUCUCCCUUCCAACAUGCACACAAAGUGGACGUUCCUGGUCAAGGACACCUGGCCACAGCUUUAAUUAUAGCCAUGUCUACGAUAUUUAUCAUGGCCAUUGCAAUUGUUCUUAUCAUCAUGUUCUAUAUUGUCAAGACCAAACCAACUAGAGCAUGCUGCACUAUCCAUGCAAAGAAUGUGGAAGCUCAAGUCUCUAACCAGGAGGAGAAAAAAGAUGUCCCAGGUGAAAGUGUUGUCAUCUACCCUGAAAAGGACGAAUUUGAACAACUUUCAGAAAAGCAAACAAAGACAGAGAAGAGUGAAAAUGAUGCUUCCUCUGAGAAUGAACAUCUUCUGAGCCGCAGUAUGGACAGUGACGAAGAAGCAGCUCUUGACAAAAUGGGAACGCCUGAUCUCUGCCUCCUAUCAUUAGUUCACCUGGCAAGAGACAAAUCAACUACAAACAAACUGACUGGGAUUCAAAGUCGAAGGAAAAAAAUAUUAGAUCUCUAUGCAAAUGUGUGCAAUGUUGCAGAAGGUUUAAGCCCAACAGAACUUCCUUUUGAUUGCUUAGAAAAGACAAGCAGGAUGCUUAGCUCAACUUACAAUACAGAAAAAGCAAUAGUGAAAACAUGGCGUCACCUUGCCGAAAGUUUUGGCCUAAAAAGGGAUGAAAUUGGAGGAAUGACAGAUGGACUUCAGCUUUUUGAUCGGAUUAGUACUGCAGGGUACAGCAUCCCAGACCUGUUAACCAAAUUAGUACAAAUUGAAAGACUAGACGCUGUGGAGUCCCUUUGUGCGGAUAUUGUGGAGUGGGCACAAUCUACACCAGUAGUCACAACACCUACAGUGCCAAACACAGAAGAUGUAUGAAUUGCAGUGAAACAUAUAUCUUAAUACCUGGACUAUGUGCCUUUCCUUUUGGAUAAGCUACAGUGCACAUAUCUGACUGGACACUGCGGAUCAAAACAGUGCAAGAAAACUAUGAUAUGUAGCAUCAAGAAGGAUUAGAAGACUUUUAGAAGUAUUUUAUAGGAAAGCAACAGCCUUUUCUAAUGGUGAACCACACACAAGGAUAAUGGCUCAUUAAGUACUGUUACAUACCACUGUUCAUUGCAUACCUUUUGUAUGUGAACCUGUGACCGGAAGGGCUACUUCCUCUCUGAAUUAUCAACGUUUACUGGUUAUCUAUGGGAUACAGACAGUUUAAUACAAACUAACGUAUUCUUCUGCAAUACAUAUUUCAGUAAUGAAAAAAAA